This is a messenger RNA of Closterium sp. NIES-67, 1045 nucleotides long. The record is from the annotation of a GenBank genome assembly. Lineage: Eukaryota; Viridiplantae; Streptophyta; Zygnematophyceae; Desmidiales; Closteriaceae.
GGAGGUGGGGCGAGGAGCGAGCGACAGCUGGCUGAUGCGGCUGGACAGGCAGACAGAGCAGGCAUGCAGCAAGCUGCUGGCCAUGCCGCAGCUGGCAGGGGGUUUCAACCUUGUCGGCCUCUCUCAGGGAGGUCUGAUUGCUCGAAUGCUCAUCCAGUCAUGCGACGGCCUGCCUCCUGUGCAUUCUUUUGUGUCUAUCGGAGGGCCGCAGGCCGGAGUUGCCUCAACGCCGCAGUGUGUGCUGCACUCGGUGUGUCGGCUCAUUGACUCCGUGCUGCAGUUCGGCAUCUACUCUGACAUCGUGCAGAACCUGGUUGCGCCAUCCGGCUAUGUCAAGAUUCCCACGGACAUCUCAGGGUACCUGGCGGGCUGCAAGUACCUGCCGCGGGUCAACAACGAGCUGGCCUCUUGCCGCAAUGCCACCUACGCAACUCGCAUGCGCACCGUGCACCGUGUGGCGCUUAUAAAGUUCACGGGCGACACUGUGCUCUUCCCACCAGAGACUGCCCACUUUGGCUUCUUCGCGCCCAAUGACUUCAACACCAUUCUUCCCAUCAAUGAGACCGCUCUGUACAAGGAGGACUGGGUGGGGAUGCGGUGGCUGGUGGAGGCGGGGCGAGUGGACUUCAUAUCGGUGCCUGGAAACCACCUCUGGCUCACGCGCUCCAUCGUAGAGAAGCAUGUUGUGCCCUACCUCAAACUGCCACACGGACAGAGCAGCAUGUGAUGCGAUGCAAUGCGAUGCGAUGGUAUGGGAUGGUAUGUAUUGUCAUGUGAUGCCGUGUAAUGACAACAGCUGUGGUUGUAUCUGGCCCAAGUUGUAACCGGAGUCUUCAGUUGAGGCUAGUUUACUGUUGGAAAUAUCUCAAAGGACUUCAGCGUUUCUGAAGUGUAACACUACACUCGAGGAAGAUCACAACGGGUACGCGAGUCAACGGAGGUUACUCGAGGGAUGGACAAAGAACGCGAAGGGACAUGAAGGGUCGCAACUGGAGGUUGUGACUGACCGUUACAACAGCGCGGAUGGUAACCGAAGCGACAAUCG